Molecule: messenger RNA, 933 nt
Organism: Dovyalis caffra
Lineage: Eukaryota; Viridiplantae; Streptophyta; Magnoliopsida; Malpighiales; Salicaceae
Source: the annotation of a GenBank genome assembly
AUGGGUACUUAUGAUACUGGUGUCUACAGAGUUCAUCAAUUUAGAGCUUAUAAUAACAAUUUUGAGCCUGCCUGUCAGCUUUCUCCCUUUGACCAUACUUAUCAUAAGCAGGGUCAAGAUUUAGGAAACACUACUAAUGAUCUAUUACUUGGAAUUUGGGACAUAUUAAAAUUUCAGGCUAAGUGGUUAGAAGAAGAGUUGGAAUAUUUCAAAGACAAUUCACUGUCUCAGGAGGAUCUAAAUAGACAGACAGAGGAUAUUAGAAAUAUAGUAAGUCGUGCUGGUCGAGUAAUAGAAGAUCAGAAUAUUGAAAUAUUGGAAAGAUUUAGUGGGUUUAAGAGAGAAAUCGAAAAGAUAUUUAAUGAGAAAAAUUUGGAUAGAAAAUUUGAACAAACUGAGAGAGUGAUUAGAGAUUGUAUAGAUGAUGUCGAGUACAGGAUAUCUAAACUAGAAAGAAUGGGAAGGGAUAUAUUGGAAGAAGUAAGAAAUUCCAGUGGAAAAACAGAUGUGGAGAAAUUAGUACUGGAAAACAAUCGAAUACUGAGAAAGUUGGAUGAAGAAAAGUUGGCCACUCAGAGGGAUAUUAGAAACAUUAGAAUUCCAGGAUUAGAGCAACUGGUAAGAAGAGAAGAUUUGAAAGAUUUGGAAAGGCAGAUAGAUCCUAGAACUUUAGUAAGAAAAAUUGACCUGAAACAAGAACAUAUCUUACAGCAGCUUGAAGAAAAUAAUAGGAUACUUAAAAAUUUUGAUACUAUAGAGUUGGAACAAAUUAUUAGAAAACAAACAAGAGAACUGGAAGAGAUCCGCAAUGAAAUAUCAAGAAAAAUUGAUAGGAUUCCUGUGGAUUCAUCUAUUCAAAGAGAAUUAGAAAAAGCUCAAGAACAACUGCGUAAAAUAUCCCAACUCGUAGGAGCAGAUUCCAGGAGAUUCUGA